AUGCGCGGCGCGGCGCUCAAGAUUGGUCAGAUGCUGUCCAUCCAGGACGAGAGCGUGCUGCCGCCGCAGGUCCAGGCGGCUCUUGAACGUGUUCGUGCGGGUGCCGAUGUGAUGCCGCGCUCGCAACUGGAAGGGGUUUUGGUUUCGGAGCUGGGACCCGACUGGCAGCAGCAGCUCCGGGAGUUUGACUGGGAGCCCCGGGCUGCUGCGUCCAUUGGUCAGGUCGCCAAGCGGGAGUUGGCGCUCGAGUGCGACUACACGUACGAGUUGGCGUGUCAGCAACGGUAUCGGGCCCUCAUUUCUUCAGAUCCCGCCCUGUCGGCACAUUUCCACGUACCCGAUGUCGUACCGUCACUAUCCUCGCAACGCAUCUUGACAUCGGAAUGGGUGCGGGGGAUACCCAUUGACAAGGUUCGCGAGUUACCGCAGCCAGUUCGUGACGCGGUUGGCAGUCGGUUGCUUCAACUCACUCUCCGUGAGCUGUUCGAGUGGCGGUUCAUGCAAACCGACCCCAACUGGGGUAACUUCCUGUACGACACGGAAGCUGAUCGGCUCAACCUCAUUGAUUUUGGCGCGUCUAAGGACUACCCCGAGGGUUUCGUGGUGGACUACUUGCGGAUGGUGGCAGCGUGUGCUGAGAGGGACCGCCAGGGUGUCCUUGACAUGUCCGUCAAGCUUGGCUUCCUGACGGGAGACGAGUCGGAGGUAAUGCUGGACGCACACACACAGGCGGGCUUCGUGGUGGGUGUGCCUUUCGCCGCCCCCGGCCUGUACGACUUUGGAUCUCACGGCGGCAUGACGGCGCGGGUUUCGGAGCUGGGCUCCGUGAUGCUCAAACACAGGCUGACGCCGCCCCCCCAGGAGUCGUAUUCCCUUCAUCGGAAACUGAGCGGAGCCUUCCUGGCGUGCAUGAAGCUCAAGGCGCGGGUUCCAUGUCGUGAGAUGUUCUUCCGAACCUACGAGGCGCAGUUGGGGCCUUAUGUUCCGCCCAUAACGGCUAUAACGGAACCGCCACAGCCUAGUGAAGUGGAGGCACAAACAGCUGUGCAGGGCAGGGGCGGAUAGCCAGCAGUACUAGCAUAUAUACAUAGCCAGCAGUAGAUCGAUGAGCACUGAGGUUACGGCACUGCUGGAGCGGUGUCGGUGAUGCUGAUGAGCCGAGCAGUGAGGAGCGUACGUAGUGAUGGUGGUUUUGUUGGUGGGGUUUGGCGGUUUGUGUGACUACGUCAACAGGUUAACUUUGUGAGAGGAGUGGUAACCAAGAACAUUUUCGUGGGGUAGUGUGCUUUGCUUGCUGUGUGUGUGUCACACUGGAACAUAUGUCCCCGAAGGUUCCGGGAUCGAAACCUGUCAGGGUCGAGAAAAUCUUUACGAUGGUGGAAGGUAAGAGAGUGUCCCUAGUCGAUGGACGGUGGUGAGCUGGGAUAAAGUUGACUUGCGAGCUGACCAGGAAUGGAGUUGAGCCGCCGUUGAUCCGGCAGAUUCCGUUGGAUGCCGUUGGUGGGUGCUGAACCUGAGCGAUCCACUGAGAAGAUGACUAGGGUGACUGGAUGAGGGUGCUCCGAAAUACCGGGGAAGGGUACAGGGUCUGCCGGGUA
Messenger RNA from Volvox carteri f. nagariensis, 1598 nucleotides. RefSeq lists its product as uncharacterized. The coding region runs from base 1 to 1065 and encodes 354 amino acids. The transcript is spliced from 8 exons. Lineage: Eukaryota; Viridiplantae; Chlorophyta; Chlorophyceae; Chlamydomonadales; Volvocaceae. Gene Ontology annotation, biological process: ubiquinone biosynthetic process. Gene Ontology annotation, molecular function: kinase activity. The record is from RefSeq and is a predicted model, not a curated record.